CACUCAAAAAGAGCUCUAGAAACGAUGCUGGGAUCAGUGGCAUCCAGCCUCGAAGGUGAGCUGGGGGUACUCAAGACGUUGGUAUCAAGUUUGUUGGACGGAUUGGAAAGAAACAUUGAGAGGGACAAAUUGAAGCAACUACUGUUGUACUCACGCCGGUUGUCAUCCUUCAACAGCCGGGCUGUACUUGUACAAGAAUGUUUAGAUGAGAUCCUCGAGAAUGAUCAAGAUAUGGCUAAUGCUUAUCUGACCGAGAAGAUCUUGGACCGAGCCCCACGUGCGCCAGAUGAUCACGAAGAACUCGAACAGCUGUUAGAAUCUUUUUCAAAAUACGUUGAAGAGAUUGUCCAUGAGACUAACAUCAAGAGCACAGAAGAAAUCAUUGAGUUGAUUUUGGACUCAAAUCGGAACACUUUGUUGGCUUUGGACUUGAAAGUUUCGAUUGGUACAAUGGGUCUCGGAACUGGAGCCUUGGUAGCAGGUUUUUUCGGGAUGAAUCUUCGUACCAACUUAGAAAAUGAACCAUAUGCAUUCUUGGGAAUUACGUGUGCUUCAAUUGCUACAGUAAGCUGUGUAAUUGGAUAUGGAUUAAUGAGAUUACAUCGACUUAGGAGAAUUGGAUUGAGUGAAGCUCAAGUUUCGCAAAGAAGUGAUGGUAGUCAUCAAGUGUUACAACACCGCUAUCAACAACAAAGAAAUGGUCGAGUUGGUGGUGUAUUAGACUGGGAUGGAGGUAUGAGAGAUAGUAGUAAGACUAGAAGGUUUUGGUCAAAGUGUAAAGAUUGA
Melampsora larici-populina 98AG31 is the source of this 786-nucleotide messenger RNA. RefSeq lists its product as uncharacterized. Gene Ontology annotation, biological process: mitochondrial magnesium ion transmembrane transport. The record is from RefSeq and is a predicted model, not a curated record. Gene Ontology annotation, molecular function: magnesium ion transmembrane transporter activity. Gene Ontology annotation, cellular component: mitochondrial inner membrane. Lineage: Eukaryota; Fungi; Basidiomycota; Pucciniomycetes; Pucciniales; Melampsoraceae. The transcript is spliced from 5 exons. The annotation marks the transcript as partial.